Molecule: messenger RNA, 2673 nt
Organism: Gambusia affinis (western mosquitofish)
Lineage: Eukaryota; Metazoa; Chordata; Actinopteri; Cyprinodontiformes; Poeciliidae
Gene: aasdhppt
Product: aminoadipate-semialdehyde dehydrogenase-phosphopantetheinyl transferase
Exons: 7
Coding region: 290-1138 (282 amino acids)
Cellular component (GO): cytosol
Molecular function (GO): holo-[acyl-carrier-protein] synthase activity; magnesium ion binding
Source: RefSeq, a predicted model, not a curated record
AUUGGCCAAUCCUGAACCGCUCCCACUUCUGACGACAUUUAUGCUCUUCCGGGUGAAUGUAGCGGUGUCAAAGAAGCAACGUAAACAGAAAGGUCGGCUUAAUUAUUAUCUGCUUUGGUUUACCAGUUCCAACAUUUCUUCAUCUGUAUCUCUCCGCGACCCCAAACCCUUAAAUACAAUACAAUUAAGUUUGUUUAUGCUGGGACGCCAUGCUAACGGUAGCUUCUUGUGAUCAGCGGGAAGUUUUGCAGGAGUUAAGAUGACUCGGGGGGGAAGGAAGUGAGCAGGCAUGGGCUCUGUCCGCUGGGGUUUCCGCUGCGGGUCGUGGACACCGAGCAGGUCCGAAUGGUUGUUUGCUGCUCGGUGUGUCCAGCAAGAAGAGAAGGACAGGAUCGGACAGUUUGUCUUCGCUAAGGAUGCUAAGUCAGCGAUGGCUGGCCGGCUGUUGCUCAGGAAAUUUGUUUGUGAGAUGAUGGGAAUCCCCUGGUCACAGAUCAGAUUAAACAGAUCCCCUCGAGGGAAACCAUAUCUAGCUGCCCCUCUCCAGGUCACUACUGGUUCUGAUCCACCCUGGAGUUUCAACAUCUCCCACCAAGGCGACUAUGCUGUGCUUGCUGCACAGCAGGGGGCGCAGGUUGGAGUAGAUGUGAUGAAGACCACAAUGCCAGGUAGCAACUCCAUCCCGGAGUUUUUCCGCAUCAUGACUCGUCAGUUCACAGCGCACGAAUGGAGCACCAUCCAAUCAGCGGGCUCGGAGCGCCAGCAGCUUGCCGCGUUCUACCGCCACUGGACCCUGAAGGAGAGCUUCAUCAAGGCCAUCGGCACAGGUCUGGGUUUCAACCUGCAGAGGGCAGAGUUUCACCUGUCGCCCGAGCUGCUCACACAGGGCACAGUGCUGCGCCAGACCAAGAUGCAUCUGGAUGAGGAACCAGAGGAUUUGUGGAUAUUUGAAGGAAUUUCAAACCCUGUGCUGAUGCGUCUGUCGCUGUGCUCCUGCAGGAGAGUCUGCUGGACGCUGACCACCACGUUGCCGUUGCACUCGGACCAGCAGACGAGGCCGGCACCACACCUCUUCCUCCUCCCGCCGCGUUCACGCUGCUGUCGUUCGGCGAACUCGUUGCCUCGGCCUCGCCGCUGACAGAGGAAGACGCUGCCUACUGGGAAACCUUCAGCAUGAAGGCCGAGGCUCCGCAGAGACAGAGGGAUACAUAGAUAUCUGGCUGACAACCUGUCUCACGCUGACAUUCAACUGCCCAACACACACACACACACACACACACAAACCUUUCAGAAGUGCCAAAGAGGAAACACAAGUUCACUGACAUUGAAGCUGCUUUCUUAUUCCACACAAGUCCAGUCAAGUGCUGUCAAGUUUCUUUGCAGACCUAAAAAUCUGAAGUUUGCCUCCAAGGAAUCGGCACCGUCUAUCUUUGGAACUCUGCCGAAGAAGGAACGUCUUUCAACUCGCAGAAGCUGUUCAACUUUUCAUGCUGUUCGGAUUUGCGCUGUGCUUUACUUCCAGUAUUUUUUUUCCAGCAUGGUGAGGAUCUUUCUUGAAGAGCCUUAUUGAUAUUUGAUAGAUAAGUGGAAGAUAAAAGCAUGAACUUCGACCAAGGCAAAUUAUGGCAUAGAAGCGUAGAUAAUUACAUUUCUGACAUCUGAACUCACAGAUGAAAUAUAUGUUUCUACAGGAUACACAAAUUUAUUUUCCAAAGUGGUCUAAGUGUUAUUAUUUUAUUAAUCAAUUUCUUUUCCGUGACUCUCAUGAUACAGUAUGUUCGUUUGUCAAAAUCCGGGCUACAAUGUUGCAUUCAAUUAUAAAAUAACAAUGUUAAUAACUAUGAGUGAGACAUUUCUUUCCCUCACUAAGACUCUGGAUAAUAUUGAUGUAAAAUUUCAGUAGAAAUACAAAAACACUUCUGCCUUCUUACUUUUGUGCAUUUACAGAUUACAGUCUCCUUUAUUGGCAUUCUCUAGGCUUUUUCAGGCAGUUCCUUGCAAAAUCUGGAGAGAGGUGGAGUGGAUGUGUUGUUGAGGUUUGUUCCUAACUGAACAUUUACUGCAAAUACAGACAUGAAAUCUUUAUUUCAUGCCUUUAUCUACUAAAGACAUGAAAUAAAUCGUACUAAAUCCACCUUAGCUUUUAUAUUUGUGACGCUGCCACCGCAGUGUUUUCCUAACUGCAUAAUUGCUUCUUUAUGUUCUGAAAACGGAUGCUAAGAUAAUAAAAAAAAGUUCAUCAAGACAAAGACAAGAACAGUAGAAUCAUUCCCCAUUAGCAAAUCACCCACAGCCACUACAGCUUCCUUUUGGAAGGAGCCCCCUUCCCCCUCAGCAGUCUGGGGCCAGAGCAUCUGGGUUUCACAACUAAUGAGAAAAAAUGCAAAAAUGUGCACGAUAAUUCUCUGUCUUCCUGGAGGAAUUGCUGCAGCCCCUGAUCUCGUAAUUCCAAAGCGAACGAGGCUGUAAACUUUUCCUCAAACCUUCUUGUGUACUAAAGCCUCCUGAUUUUGAUCACAAAUUUCAAAUCUGUUUUCAGCGCAGUAACUUCCCUGCAGAACUGUCAAUACUUUAGCAUAGUGGCGUGUUAGGUGAUCGAGAUGGGACAAGAACUUAAAAGACGAAAACAGCAACAGCAGUCCUUGCCUGCAGCUGUGGUGAGUUUGUCUCUUU